Messenger RNA from Perkinsus marinus ATCC 50983, 702 nucleotides. RefSeq lists its product as hypothetical. Lineage: Eukaryota; Perkinsozoa; Perkinsida; Perkinsidae. The transcript is spliced from 7 exons. The record is from RefSeq and is a predicted model, not a curated record. Bases 1 to 702 code for a protein of 233 amino acids.
AUGACGCCUCUAUCAGCGCAUUUAGCUGCCGGUCGGGGCUUCAGGAUACCCGACGGCGACCUCACUGCUCUGGUGGAAAAGGUGAUAUCAUCCCAUUCCACGGAGCGUGAGCGGCACAUGUCUUUGGGUCAUUGCUUGGGCGCGGCUAUUGAAUCUGAUAGGGAGGGAAGUAUCACGAGGAUUUUCAGCACACUAGGAUCCACUCCGCCCCGUCACCCUACGCUCGCCUCUCUGUUGCUGGUCUACCUUCUGACCCGUUCCUCACCUCUAGAGUACAAGGGACUCCUAGAGGCAUCAGCUGCUUGUGCUGGUGACAGGGAGGAUGAGCUCACUGCUGUUGAUGCAUAUCGGAUUCGUGCUCAGGCGAGUCGAGAAGCAGCAAAGAGAGAAAGGAUAGAAGGUGGUUGGCGAGAUAUUUAUGACAUUUCUGAGCUCAUCGGGAAGCCCCAGUUGUAUCCCCCUGAUGCCAAUCGCGAGUUCACGGAUGUUGGUUCGUUGUUUUUCCCUGUGGUCGAUCCGAUCGAGAAAGUAGUCUAUGAGACCAAUGACGGCUUCCAUUAUGUGAAUGAUAAGACUGAGUCUCGGUGGAUCCACCGACUCCGACAUAAAGUGGCUGAGAAGAAUGGUUACACUAUAAAGAUGUCACCUCUCGCUGACUGGUGCUUAAGGCCUGGGAUAAGAGAAGAAAAAGAGGAGCAUUGA